UUUUUAAAGGUGAUCAGUGAGAAGUGGAAAAAUGGCUAAAUCAACACAGUUAAUUGACAAUGAAGUCUUCCAGGCUUAUGCCACUUACACAGCUAUUGUUCUUCUGAAAAUGAUGCUGAUGAGUCUUGUAACAGCAUACUUCAGGAUCACCAGAAAGGCAUUUGUGAACCCAGAAGAUACAGCAUCAUUUGGCAAAGGUGAGAGUGCUAAGAAAUACCUGAGGACUGAUCCAGAUGUGGAACGUGUACGCAGAGGCCACCUGAACGACCUUGAAAAUAUUGUCCCUUUUGUUGGCAUUGGACUGCUGUAUGCUCUCAGUGGCCCAGACCUGUCCACAGCCUUGCUGCACUUCAGGAUCUUCGCUGGGGCUAGGAUCAUGCACACUUUUGCUUACUUGAUCCCUCUUCCCCAGCCCAGCAGAGGUUUGUCCUGGGCAGCUGGCUAUGCAGUGACCUUCUCCAUGGCAUACAAAGUGCUGAAGACAGUGUUGUUCCUGUAGCAGAGUUGUAGCUUCUGGGCACCAUUCAACAUUGCACACUAAAUUUCCAGCAGUGUACAUUGACGUCUUCAGUGAUCCUAUGAAUCUUCCAUGGUGACUGGAAUUCUAUUUUUAACAGAGGCUUUUCUAUCCUGUUCAGAAAUGUUUCUUUUUUGGAGAAGAAAAAGGAUCCUUCUCCCUGUAUUCCCUGUCCACGGGUUGCAUUGCCAAAUACUAGAUUGAAUGUUCCCUUUGCGAUUUGUCAAGUGCUUACAAUUCUAACCAUGUGAUGAUGCUGUAUUGAUAGCAUGUGUGGUAAUUUUCUACAGAUGCACUAUUUUUGGCUGUAGCUCUGAAGCCUAAAUCAAUAAAGACAAGAUU
This is a messenger RNA of Acanthisitta chloris (rifleman), 859 nucleotides long. It is a transcript of the gene MGST1, whose product is annotated as microsomal glutathione S-transferase 1. Lineage: Eukaryota; Metazoa; Chordata; Aves; Passeriformes; Acanthisittidae. Gene Ontology annotation, molecular function: glutathione transferase activity. The transcript has 3 exons. Gene Ontology annotation, cellular component: membrane; mitochondrion. The record is from RefSeq and is a predicted model, not a curated record. The coding region runs from base 32 to 499 and encodes 155 amino acids.